Molecule: messenger RNA, 517 nt
Organism: Sesamum indicum (sesame)
Lineage: Eukaryota; Viridiplantae; Streptophyta; Magnoliopsida; Lamiales; Pedaliaceae
Product: Ribosomal protein L36
Biological process (GO): translation
Cellular component (GO): ribosome
Molecular function (GO): structural constituent of ribosome
Source: RefSeq, a predicted model, not a curated record
GAUGAAGGUUCGUUCAUCAGUCAAAAAGAUGUGUGAGUUCUGUCGCACCGUGAAGCGACGUGGGCGUGUGUAUGUCUUAUGCUCUGCUAAUCCCAAGCACAAGCAGAGACAAGGUGUGUCAACAUUUGCGUAUGAAGGUCCGGUGCCUCCAGUGUCAGGGACAAGUUCGAAACAGAUGACAUCAGUUGCUAAUGGUGCCCAGAGUGGUCUCCCAUCUCUUAUAUCCAGCAAGAACGAGACGUUACCAGCAACACCUUGGUGGAAAGUUGGUCUCGUUUCUCGUCUGUUCAAUCAGGGUGGCAAUCAGUAGAACAUAGAAGGCAAGAGGGAAAUGGAUUUUUGCUAAUGCCUAAAACCAGUUUGAUGGUCUUCAGUAUUACAGAAAGGAAUACUAUUAUGUGAAGUAUCUGUAUGGUUCUAUUCAGAUUAUUAACACUUCGAGUGGCAUCUGAGAGUGUGGUGAUGGAGAUGACUUAUCAAAUUUUUAGAGAAACUAUUAACUUGUCGUUUUCAUUUA